Messenger RNA from Guillardia theta CCMP2712, 612 nucleotides. RefSeq lists its product as hypothetical. Lineage: Eukaryota; Cryptophyceae; Pyrenomonadales; Geminigeraceae. The record is from RefSeq and is a predicted model, not a curated record. Bases 1 to 612 code for a protein of 203 amino acids. The transcript is spliced from 7 exons.
AUGUUCCUGCCUUGUUGUAUCAUUCAUGUCUCUGCCUACACCAAGCCCGCCUCAGUCGGAGACAUACAAGCUAUGGCGAAGAAGUACGUCUUCUUCCUCCUUCACCUGUACGUCGCCACGGUCGAGUCGUUUGCUUCGUCUUCAUAUUCGAACGUCUUGAAAGGAAGGAGCAGCAGAAAAGCUGCUUGCUACGCUGUGAACCCCUUCGACCUUCAGAAAUCCUUCUCUGCCCUCCUUGGCAACUUCGCAAGCGUGCCCGAGAAACAGCUGCCCGUGAAAGUUUCUCGGAAGGAGGAGCUGAAGGCUGAGCUGAGAGCAAUCUGCCAGAGAGCAAGGAAGGGGCUGAGCGAGCUGACAACUGAAGACUCGCAGAGAAUGCAAGAGAUCAUGGCAAAGCUCGAGUCGAAGUUCAGCAUCGAGAAGCCUGCUGAGAGCCUCUUCAUGCAAGGUCGAUGGAACAUGCUGUGGACGACAGAGAAGGAAAUUCUCUUCCUCGUUGAGAAAGGGUUGUUUGGACUUCAAUGCACAGGCGUAUGGCAAGACAUCAACUUGCAAGAAGCCAGCUUGACCAACAUAAUCGAUUUCGAGAUGGGGAAAGGAAUGCUCAAGUAA